UCGGUUUGCGCAGCGCCGCCUACGGUCGAACACACUUGCAUUAUUUACACAUCAGCAUAUGAGUGGUUUUACAAAACUCCGUGUCAAAGCAGAGCCAGUUCAGAAGCUGGAAACUGUACUGUAGUUUCAGUUCACUUCAUCCGAGUCAGUAUCAUCUGCAGUCAAAGAUGAAGAAAGCCGUGUGUUUGAGUCUGUGGGGAGGUGUUGUGACCCCUCAACUAUCCCAGAGUUUUCAGAAAUGUGAAGAAAAGUUUGAUAUUUUAAGGGGUUUCAUAAAUAAAGUCAUUGGAGAUGUUGGCAGUGAUAAUGCUCUGUAUCGAGCUGAGAGAGGAAAGAUAACUUUAACUCAGAUGAUUCCUGAGUUUGAAGCUGAAUGUCAGAAGGUGGCAUCUGAACAGGGUUUGUCUUUACCAGCCCAGUUCUCCAUUCAGAAGCUUUUGGAUGAAAUUAGUCAGGUUGAAUUUAAUAAGCAAAUACUUGAUGCUGCAGCCGUCCUCCGUCAUCAUGGCAUUGCCACAUGUGUCCUAGCCAAUAUCUGGGUUGAUGACACCGAUCAGAGAGAGAGCACUGCAAGGAUCAUCUCAGUCUUAGAGAGUCACUUUGACCUGGUUGUGCGAUCUUGCCAUGUCGGUGCCCGAAUCCCUGAGUUGGACAUUUUCAACAUGGCACUCAAGAAACUUGCUGUAAAACCUCAAGAAGUGGUCUGGUUGGAUGUUGCUGAAGAAAGUGUUAAGACAGCUGAAGGUUUGGGAAUGACUGCUGUUCAGAUCAAUAACAUCACUGAGACUCUUCAGGGAAUCCAGAAGCUUACAGGAAUAGAGGUCACCGGUGAUCUCCAACCAUAUAGCUGUGAUCCUGAAGAUGUCUCGCAUGGAUAUGUAAAUGUUAAGCCUGGCGUGAAGAUCCACUACGUGGAAAUGGGAGACGGGCCACCUGUUCUCCUUUGUCAUGGGUUUCCUGAGAGUUGGUUCUCAUGGAGGUAUCAGAUUCCCGCUCUGGCCGCGGCUGGAUUCAGAGUUCUGGCUCCUGACAUGAAGGGUUACGGGGACUCGACUGCACCUAAAGAUAUUGAGGAGUACUCUCAAGAACAGAUCAUGCUGGAUCUGGUGACUUUUCUGGAUAAGAUGGGAAUCGCUCAGGUGACAUUGGUGGGUCAUGACUGGGGCGGUUCUCUGGUUUGGAACAUGGCUCAGUAUCACCCUGAAAGAGUCAGGGCCGUGGCAUCUCUCAACACACCGCUGUUUCCUGUGGAUCCAAACACAAACCCACUGGAGAAACUGAAGGCCAUACCGCUCUUUGAUUAUCAGCUCUAUUUUCAGAAACCUGAUGUCGCAGAGGCCGAACUGGAGAAAAACCUGGAGCGAACUUUCAAACUGAUGUUCUAUGCAAGCUAUGAGACUGGUAAACGGCCCGAGUUUAACAGCGCUGGGGUCUGCCAGAGAGGUGGAUUAUUUUCACUGUUUCACAAUGUAAAAUCCUACACUAUGGCAUUACAGUAUGUUGUAAGCUCUCACCAUGCAAACACAUCUACAGUAACUCAAGCAGGGCUCUCAAAAGUGUGACGUCUAAAAAGGUUUUCAGUAUUUAAGACAUUGCUAUAAGAAACCUAGAUUUGCUAUAUGCAUCCUUGUGGAAUGUGAAACUGAAUGUUUUGUGUGUUUAUGUAACAAUCUGUAAGCAAAUCUGAAUGAACACAAACAAUACAUACAGAGACUUAACAAAUAGGUUUGUUUGUGCUUUUUAUUUGGCAGUUCUUCAAAAUCUGAGGUUUAAGGAAUUUAAGUUAAAAAAUGUGUACUUGAAAUAAACAAGUGUGUUGACAUAUAUAAACUUGCAUACAUUCUAAGUAUGUUUCCAUAAACCCUUUAUGUUUUUGCCAACAAUAUUAUGUUUUGUGCAAAAGCUGAAGUUGUUUUAAACUUGACAUCUGACAUCAAUAAGUUAUAAAUGUUAAACAGUGAUCCUUCUGUUUGUUUGAGGACAACAUAAGAGUUUUAUUUUUGUUAGACCAAAAUAUAACUUGAUAACUACAGACUUUUAACUAUUUGUUGGCUAAGUUGUAGAGGAUGAGCCCAAGCAAAAUGUUAAAAUAAAAUAAACAGGAAUAGUUAAUACAGGACACAUGUUGACGUGUGAUUUCACAGUAAUGGUAGCCGUCGAUGUGUUUGUAAGGAUAUUUCGUGAAAGUUAGUUUAGUUGUCUGGUCAGAGUUUAUAUUCUGAAUAUGUACUUGAAAAGUUUUGUAGCUUAGGUUUUUAGAGAAAGGAUGCUUUUUCAAUUGGAUCUAUGGAUUGUAUUAAUGUUAUUUAGUUCAUUUGAAUGUUAAACCAAAUGAUUGAAAAGCAUAGUUUUAUUUCUGUGAAGUGUUGUCUAAACCUGUAUCAAAUAUGAAAGUGUAUAGAUAACUUCAAUAUGUGUUUUAGUAGCUUUUAAAGUUUUAUAUUGAGAGAGAGAGAGAGAGAGAGAGAGAGAGAGAGAGACCCACAACAGAUUAUUAGAUUAACAACAAUUGUCUGUGUAAAUUUGCAUGGGUGUGCAUACAAUAGUUGAUGCUUUGAUCUGAAGAUUCGGGUAUAUAAACAUUUUCAUUUAUAUUUGAUGUUUCUUUAUAACAUGUGUUUUAUGUGAACUGAGAUGCUGCUGUUGUGAUCGUGUUUUUCUGUCGUCUCAUGUGGUGACAGGAUGUGACAUCAUAAGGCUGCUCUUCAAUAAUCACCAGCAAAAAAAAUGUUUUUUUUUUUAAUUUAGUAUUUUCCUUUAUGAUGCUAUUCUUGAAAUUAAAACAGUAAGGGACUUUCUAGUUUUUGUUUUGUUUGUUUGUUUGUUCGUCAAUAUCUGUAAUAUUAUUAUUUUUUAUUGUUCAGUCUCAACCUGUAACUCUUUCAUUUUAAUAACAAACAUCAGCUGUCCGAUAUACACAGUGUUCAUGGCGUGUAUAAGGCAAAUCAGGGUAAAUAGCAGCAUAUAAUUUUAUUUUAUUUCAUAACUCGGUUCAUUAUCGUACUGUAAGCUAUAUGUGAAACAUCUGAUUGUUAAAGUUAUACAAAUCCAGUCAUCUCUUUAAACAUGGUCUCCAAAGUUAUUCAAUUCUUAUUUCCGUCUUUAUGGAUUUAUGGAAUGUGUCAGAUUGUUUUUCACAUUCGAUACAUAACACAAUGUAUUUUUGUUUAAUUUUAUGUGACAUCUAAGGUUUUUGUUAAUGGAAAUGAUACAAAGCUUAUAUAUAUAUAUAUAUAUAUUGUACAGAAUCCACAGAUGAACAAGAUACAAAUGUACACAAGAACAAAUGCUUAAAUUUUGUAUCUUUGUCAUUUUAAUACAAUAAAAUGUGACUGAAAUAAGUGUGGUUUUGUGAUAGACUGGUCUUUUAGUUUGAGUAAAUGAAAUUUAUGAGAAAUAUGAGCUGUGUGGAUGAUGCCGUGAUACUCGAGGCUGUCCAGUAAAUAGCAUAAAAGUUUGUUUAGUAAAGUUAUUUAUGGACAGAAUGAUUUCCAUUUUUAUAUAUUUUGUCAAUAAUUUAUGUCUUAUACAAUAAAAAGUCUUGAAUCCUG
Molecule: messenger RNA, 3551 nt
Organism: Misgurnus anguillicaudatus (oriental weatherfish)
Lineage: Eukaryota; Metazoa; Chordata; Actinopteri; Cypriniformes; Cobitidae
Source: RefSeq, a predicted model, not a curated record